Messenger RNA from Scomber japonicus (chub mackerel), 4183 nucleotides. Its product is annotated as serine/arginine repetitive matrix protein 1. The transcript has 9 exons. The coding region runs from base 53 to 3898 and encodes 1281 amino acids. The record is from RefSeq and is a predicted model, not a curated record. NCBI's taxonomy places the organism in Eukaryota, Metazoa, Chordata, Actinopteri, Scombriformes, Scombridae.
GGCAGGAGGAGAUGAGGUCGGACAGUUGCAGAUUAAAAUUAAAGUGGAGAAAAUGGACGAGGACGAAACGUCAGAAACCAAACCUGAAUGUGAGGGAGGCGAGGAGGUAAAGAAGGAGGCGCAGGAGGAGAAGGAGGCGCAGGAGGAGAAGGAGGAGAAGGAGGAGCCGCCAGCUGCAGACGGAGGAGCAGCGAGGAGUCAAAGCAGAGCGGACUCAGAGAUGGGCCGGCUGGUGAUGACCGUCGACGGGCAGCAGAAGCAGCUGCCGUUCAGCUGCAGCGACCUGCUGACCGGAGCCACCAUGCUGGACGGAGACAAGGUUCGGUUCAACAUCGCCACACAUCGAGAGACCAAAGAGGAACGAGCGGCUUACGUGGAGAUUCUCCCCGACUCCUUCGAAGAGUCGACGGAACAGCGCAGACACGGCAUCGUCAUCGAGUUUGCGGAGAACUCGGGGCUCAUCAAGUGUUCCCAGAAUCCUCAGCUGUUCUUCAGCAUGUCAGAGGUCAUCGAGAAGAAGAGACUGGAGCUGAACGAGAAGGUCGAGUUCAGCGUCGUCCCGCAUGAAACAGCAGAGGGGGGGCACCAGGCCAUCCGGAUCAAACGCUUCACCGAGAGCGUUUUCCUCCCCGUCCGCAAACUGGGCGGUGUUGGCGCCAACAAAGGAAAGAUGACCAUCAAGCUGGUAAAGACUGAAGAUGCUGCGAAGGAAAAACCAGAGGCAGACAAGCUGAAGGCUGUGGUGAAGAAUCUCAGAGCACAAGACAGCAAGAGCUCAAUCAGCAGAAGGGAUUACAGCGCCGCUCGCCGUAGAUACGGCCGAAGCAGGAGCAGGAGUAGGAGUAAGGGCAGGAGUAAAAGCAGGAGCAGGAGUAAGAGUAGGAGCAGGAGUCCACCCAGAGACAAGUUUGGACGUAUCAUCAAAAGGAAACGCAGCAGCAGCAUCGACCGUGACCGUAAACCCAGCAGGUACAGGCGAAGCCGAAGCCGGGAAAGGUCACGCAGACGUACGAAGAGCCGCAGCAGGAGUCGCAGUCGCAGCAAGAGUCGCAGCAAGAGCCGCAGCAGGAGUCGCAGCAGGAGCAAGGACCGGGUCGUCAAGAAAAGGAUCAAAAUCAGCAGGGAGCGGGAAGACAGUCACAAGAGGAGGAGGGAGAUGAGUCCUCCUCCUCCUCCCAGGCGUAUGGGAGGAGUCAUGGAUGACGAGCUGGCGAGGAAGAAGCGGGAGCUUGAGGAGCUGAACGAGAUGAUAGCCUACAAGAAGUCGCUGGUGGAUCCCGGACAGAGGACCUGCAUAGACUACGAUCAUGGCAGGAUCGCUGUCCCGCUCACAGAGUACAAACCAGUUCGAUCUAUUCUCAAGAAACGACCGGAGGGACCCGAGUACCACCCUCGUCCUCCUCAGCCGUACGAUGACCCUUAUUAUGAGAGUCCGUACGGUCCUCCUUAUGAAGAUCGGCGGUAUGGUGAGGUUUAUGGUGAGCGCUACGGUGAUCCCUACACCAGCCGACCUUAUGCUGAACGUCCUUAUGCCGAGCGGCCCUACAGUGACCGCCCUUACGAAAGCCGCCCCUACGCUGAGCCUCCGUACGACGGCCCCCCGUCUGCCAGCCGUCGUUACACCGAUCGCUAUGAUGUUUAUGAUGAACCCUUUGAGGAUCGAUACUAUGACCCAGCGUAUGCGGACCGACCGUAUGAUGAUCGAUACCAUCCUGUCAAACGGAGCCAGUCUCCAGAACCCCAUGAUCCCCCAUCUUCCUCUCAGCCCAGUAAAGUUCCUGGCACCUCCACCCAACCUCCCAUGACUCAUUCUGCUAUUGCCUCGUCUUCCCAACCCCUUUUCAGACCUCCUUCCCCCACAGAACCACCUCCAAGAAGCCCCUCUCCCAAAAUGAAUAUAACAUCACGUCUGUCACCUCCAGUAGAGAAACCCCCCCUUGAUCGCUUUCUUGACAUGCUUAAUAAGAAGGUGGAUUCUGAAAAGAAACCAGAACCUGUUUAUGUUCAUGAUGACCUUUUGCCUCAUGAACGGGCACUUCAAGAUGGCAGGGGCUUCUCUCGGAUUGUAGGAUUGGCUCAAGAGCAACCCAGCAGUAGUGUAGAAAGGGAAAAGAAACAACCGAGCCCCAAGCAGUCCUCAGUAGAAAGAACAAGUGAGGAACCUAAGAGCAGCACAGAACCAUACGACAAGAUCCAGAGUCUGCUCCGUACAAUUGGACUGAAGCUGAGUACAGGAGAUGUGUCCAAACUGGCGAGCCGCGCCCAGGAGAAAAUCUACAGUCCGAAGUCCUCGUCCACAGAAAGAGACUUGUCAUCCCCACAGGAGGAACAUCGAACAAGUAGAAGCAGUUCCGUUAAAUCGGAUCACAUCCAUUCCCCCUCCCCAGUAAGGUCCUCGAGUGUGGAGCCUCUCAGCAGACAUAAAGCUGUCUCUGAGUAUGAAGGGUUCCUUGACCAGCAGGAGCUGGAGACGCUGCAAAGGGCACAACAGCUGCAGAGUCUGACCAAGACCAUGGAGAGCUCACACCCCCCCAAACCUCCUCCUGGGCCUCCACCUGCUCACUAUCAACAUCCAUCCCCACCAGUCAACUGGCCCCUUGGAUUAAACACUCAUAUUCCCCCAUUACAGAGCUCCACAGUCCCCAAUGUGGGCGCUCCUGCAGCAGGUCAGCCACCCCAGAGAUUUAGAUCUCUUCCCGGACCUCCUCCUGGACCUCCCCCUGGACCUCCUCCUGGACCUCCCCCUGGACCUCCUCCACGGCGCCCUGGACUGUCUCCUCCAGGACCUCCCCCUGGACCGCCACCCCGGCGAUCUCCUGGACACUCUUUCAUUCCAACUUCUAGUCAUGCAGGCUAUCCUUUUAUUGGUCAGCCUCCUGUAGCUCCACCUCCUGGUGCCUCCAGUCCUUCCCAGACUUUAACCACUGCCUCAGUGAUACCAUCAACACCGGCAACAUCAAAUAACUCAAGUGAUGACCAGUCAGCCAUCUCUACAACAGUGGCCAGAUGCCUGAAGGUCAUAGAGACGGUGAAAUCUCUGGCUGGGCAGCCAUCAGCCAAACCAGUCAAGUCGGUCCAGUUCAGUUUACCCACAGAGUCUCCAUCAGCCUCCAGUUCUCAGACCUCAGUAGAGACCGAUGAUGACAUCAGAAACAAGCAGAAGGAGAAGCUGGAUUUGUAUAACCAGCGGGUUAUGGAGAAGAGAGAGCAGCAGUUUCAGGAGAUGCUAGCCCGCAAGAAACAAGGAGAGAAGAACAAGGAUGGAACAUGGAUCUCCCCAGGCAAACCGAUCAGCAGUGAGCCCAAGAACGUUUGGAUUUGUGGUCAUUCGCUGGUUUACUGGGCGGAGUCCCGAGCCAAGUCUCCAGAGGUAGGUAUGCAGCUGGGCAUGGACCCGAGCAAGGUGGCCAUCUGGUGGAAGGGCACCCAGGGCAUGACAUGGCCCCAGCUGCUGCCCCAGCUGCACCAGCUGAAGGUCACCUGGCCAAACCCAGAUGUCCUCAUCAUGCACCUGGGCGGCAACGACCUGAGCACCGACAGCCCGACCGACCUGCUGGCCUCCGUCAAAAAGGACCUGACCUCCAUGAGGAGCAUCUUCCCCCAGUGCCUCCUCAUUUGGUCCAACAUCCUCCCCCGCAGGGUGUGGCGCCACUCUCCUGACAGCCACGAGGUGGAUCUGGUGCGAAGCACUGUGAACCGCAGGAUCCAGAGUAUCAUCUCAGAGCUGGGCGGCACCUCGCUGACCCACGACAACAUCAGGUGCGGCGCGAACACAGGCCUGUACCGGCCGGAUGGAGUCCACCUGUCCCCUAAAGGCAUUGACGUUUUUAAUCUGAACCUGCAGGAUUUCCUGGAGAAGUGGGAGAUGGAGGCCAACAAGGCCUCCGAGAUCAGUUAAAAGGUGGAUCUUUCUUUGUUGUUCUUAUGUUUGUUCCUUUUAUUUACAGCGAUAGCGAGGCAGUUCAUUCAUUAAAACUAAAGUAACUGCAAGACUUCUUUUCACGUUGAUAAAAUAUUCAUUCAUUGGUUUGUAGUUUUAGUUGAACAUGUAGAAACUUCAGGCUUAGCUGAUAAACAGUUAUAAACGUUUCUGUCUGACCUGAAACAAUAAACUCAAUAUUAACUGAUCAGCUGUUGUCUCAGUUUUCUUGAUUUUGUUAAUAACUGUCAGAAUCUGCUUUUG